GUCUCCAGUGUCACAGGCAGCUUCUCAAAGUAUUAUGUACUUCAAAAAACGGAGAUGGUUUCUGAUCCUGGAAUCGCUUUUGCUGUCUUUGGUAACUGGAUUUCAAGAUCAAUCAGUACCAAAUGUAAAUGCCAUAACCGGCAGCAACGUAACCCUGACAAUCCUGAAGCACCCACUUGCAUCGUAUCAACGUCUCACCUGGCUUCAUACUACCAACCAGAAGAUUUUAGAGUACUUCCCUAAUGGUAAAAAAACUGUCUUCGAGUCUGUAUUUAAAGACAGGGUCGAUCUUGACAAAACAAAUGGUGCACUUCGUAUCUAUAAUGUCUCGAAAGAGGACAGAGGUGACUACUACAUGAGAAUGUUGCACGAAACUGAGGACCAGUGGAAGAUAACCAUGGAAGUAUACGAUCUUGUGUCCAAGCCUGCCAUCAAAAUCGAGAAGACUAAAAAUUUGACUGACUCCUGUCACCUGAGGCUAUCAUGUAAGGUAGAGGACCAAGGUGUUGACUAUACUUGGUAUGAGGACUCGGGGCCCUUUCCCCAAAGGAAUCCAGGAUAUGUACUCGAAAUCACCAUCACUCCACACAACAAGUCUACAUUUUACACCUGCCAAGUCAGCAAUCCUGUAAGCAGCGAGAACGACACACUGUACUUUAUUCCACCUUGUACGCUGGCCAGAUCUUCUGGAGUCCAUUGGAUUGCAGCUUGGCUAGUGGUCACGUUAUCCAUCAUUCCCAGCAUCCUGCUAGCCUGACAAGAUCUCUCCUCAGUCAAGAAGGAAACAUCAAAGCCGUAUCUUGCCUUCAUCCCCUGCACUGCUCCUAACCAUUGACGCUGCUCUGGCUCCGUGGAGCAAAGGAAAGUGUGUUAUUGUUAUCUGUGCUGGUUUGAAUGCAUGCUCUAUGGAGUAAGCACAGGACCUAGUACAGUGCUACAUCACUGAUCUUUACAAAGAUUCUAAGCUAAUUUUUUAAAAACUGGGGGUAGCAUCUAAUUUUAUAUACCCUAGUUGUUUCCUAACAUUCAUUGAAGAUAAAUGCAUUCCUUUUACCAAAAUAUGUGGCUAUCUUAUACUAAUGUUGUUUAUAUCACUCUUUUUUUAUAAAGAUAAAUGCAUUCCUUUACCAAAAUAUGUGACUAUAUCAUGCUAAUGUUGUUUAUAUCACUCCUUUUUGUGAAGAUAAAUGCAUUCCUUUUACCAAAAUAUGUGACUAUGUCAUGCUAAUGUUGUUUAUAUCACUCUUUUUUAUAAAGAUAAAUGCAUUCCUUUUACCAAAAACAUGUGGCUAUAUUAUACUAAUGUUGUUUAUAUCACUCUUUUUUAUAAAGAUAAAUGCAUUCCUUCUACCAAAAUAUGUGACUAUAUCAUGCUAAUGUUGUUUAUAUCACCUUUUUAAAAAUAAAAUCUUUUCACAUACU
This is a messenger RNA of Rattus norvegicus (Norway rat), 1422 nucleotides long. RefSeq names its product Cd48 molecule (gene Cd48). Gene Ontology annotation, cellular component: plasma membrane; extracellular region; membrane. The record is from RefSeq and is marked provisional. Bases 35 to 757 code for a protein of 240 amino acids. Lineage: Eukaryota; Metazoa; Chordata; Mammalia; Rodentia; Muridae. Gene Ontology annotation, biological process: leukocyte activation. The transcript is spliced from 4 exons.